CGUUCAUCAGUCGUACACUUGUCGUCAUUGUGCUCGUGUGUUACUCAUCGCGUUCGUCCCAGGUAGCUCCACGCUAUGCGUCUCUUCUGCUUAAUCGCCCUUCUAGGUCUACAAAUAUCAAAGGCAGCUGAAUGGGGAUUUUCGGACGACAAUGGACCGCAAAACUGGCCGGGAAUAUGUACAACAGGAAAGCGACAAUCGCCAAUCGACAUUGUGACAAAAGAUCUCGUAGAAAGCGAUUUGGAUUCUCUUGACUUCGAUUAUUAUGAUGUCGCAGUUCCUGUCACGAUGAUUAACAAUGGCCACAGCGUACAAAUUGGUGAUUUUAAUAAACUUGACAUGCCAAUUGUCUUGAGAAGAGGUAACCUACCAUCGACGUAUAUUCUCGAGCAGAUGCACUUUCACUGGGACGCCGAGCAUACGAUAGAUGGUGUACGUGAUCCACUGGAACUGCAUAUAGUGCAUUAUAACGAAGAAUUCGGAAACUUUACCAACGCUGCUGAACACAAAAACGGACUUGUUGUUAUUGGUAUCUUGUUUGAGUUGGAUCAUUCUGACAAUCCGGUUUUGAAGCCGAUUUUGGACGCAAUAAAACUAGUAUCGAACUGGGUGGGAAAGAGUGCAGUAUCGAUACAAAAACUGGUAUCUAUUUCAUUACUACCGGAGAAUCGUUCGUCGUAUUACCGUUAUCAGGGAUCCUUAACCACGCCGAAUUGUCAAGAAUCUGUGAUAUGGAUUAUUCUAGCUGACAAAAUUCCGAUAUCGAAAAAACAGUUGAACGUGUUUAAAAACGUGGACGGUCCCGACGGCCCGCUCAAAUCCAAUUUUAGACCCACGCAGAAACUCGGUGACAGAAAUGUAUAUUAUCGUCAAGGAUACAAUGGCGCAUUCUCAUUCACCUCAAACAUAAUGUUUACAAUUCUUAAUAUUUUUCUAAUCAGAUUUUUACACAACUAAUUUUAGUAUGAACUGAAGCCUGUGUUAAAAAUAUUAUUAAAUAAAGACAAAAUUAUGUAUCUUUUUUAA
Molecule: messenger RNA, 1026 nt
Organism: Pseudomyrmex gracilis
Lineage: Eukaryota; Metazoa; Arthropoda; Insecta; Hymenoptera; Formicidae
Product: carbonic anhydrase 1-like
Exons: 6
Coding region: 76-957 (293 amino acids)
Molecular function (GO): carbonate dehydratase activity; zinc ion binding
Source: RefSeq, a predicted model, not a curated record